GUGGAUACUUGCGACGUACUCUGUUCGCGGACACGCGCACGACGAUCGCGAACUGCUGCAACGAGGGCCUCGGGACUGCAUGGCAGCUCAUCCACGCUUGGCUUCCACUUCUGCGCCGCGAACAGGCUGACCAGCGCGAACCGCAUGUGCGACUCCCGGCUCUGCGCACAUGGCCCCCCGACUUCGAGAUCCCAUUGUGAUAUAAGGAGUGGUUGUAAUGGAACACCAGGACCCGCCGAACAAGACACAUCCAGGAAAGGGGUCCACUACAUCCAAGGGUGGGGAUCAGGACACGAAAAAAUCAAAACAGGGCCCGAGAAUCAGGGUCUCGCAGGCCUGCGAUCGAUGUCGCAGUCGCAAAGAUAAAUGCGACGGCAAGAAGCCGGCCUGCUCGACAUGUACCACACACGGCCGUACGUGCUCGUAUGACACCAAUGUCAAGAAGCGCGGGCUGCCCGAAGGCUAUGUUCGCGGCCUGGAGAAGCUAUGGGGGUUGGCCAUACGCGAAGUGCGAGGAGUUGAGGACAGCAUCUUGUUCGUCAUAGCAGGCGAAGAUGGGAACGAUAAUGAAAGCUUCCUCAAUGCCUGGAGUGACGAAAGCAACUCGGAAAACUUGGUGGAGGCGUGGCGAAAAUCUCAAAUCUCAAGGGAGCUGGAAAGACUGCUCUCCAAUCCCGGGCCAACCGCAGAGGGGGGAAAGAGGCGGCGGACGUAUUCUGAUCCUCGUGCUGGAAAGAGGCCUAGAUUUCCCUCUACACAUGCAGAUGGCACAGACAAUGGAGCGGAGCUUUCAGGUGGUAUGUGGCUGGACAGAAAGCCAGAUGUUCGGCCGCAAGAGGACUCCCCGGCUUCCCCCAAUCCAUCAGGAAUCUACGAUAACAAUAACCACUUUCUGGGUAGAGAUGACUCUAUUCUGAGCCCCAACUACCAACAUCCCUCAUUGAACAAACUCCCAACCCCAACAAUCGAUAUUCCGGACCUUCCUUCUGAGGCUUGGCAUCUUCUCGACGUCUACUUCUCAUAUACGCACUCUUGGUUUCCAAUUAUCGAGAAACAUGAUCUUUUACGAACAUCUUAUCAGUACGCGCAGAAUCGCAACGCUAUUUCAUUAUCUGGUGCUGGAUCAGGUAACCAUGCAGCACUAUGGGCUGCAAUCGCAUAUGCAAAGUAUCAGCAUAGAGCCAUCAACAAUAUCCCCCGUGCUCAAGGCCCAGUGGCCGAAAUGGUAUGGACAGCAGAGAGGAUGUAUUCCCACGCAAGAAACCUCAUUCCUGAUGAGGAAGGAUUCUUUGAGCUUGGCCAUGUUCAAGCCCUCCUGAUCUUGACUCUUGCAAAUAUGGGCGCCGGCCAUCUCCGCCGCGCAUGGUUAUUAGUCGGGCAAGCCGUUCGAGUUGCUAUCGACCUCGGGCUUGAUCGUCCUUCAGAUGAUAUUUUAGUGGCAUUAAGACCAACGUCCAGGGCAAAACAUGUCUUUUUGGGCUGUUUCGUCCUAGAUACAAUCAUUGCUUCUCGUCUAGGACAUCGGCCCCAUCUUCUAAGUGAGGAUAUUGAGCGUGUUGGAUUGGUCGAAGAAGAUGGCUUAGAACAGUGGGACCCAUGGACGGACUGUCUCGGAGUACGUCGGGGGAGCUCAGCCUCUCGGGGUCCUGCGUCAAUUCUGAGCACCUUUAAUCGAUUUGUCGAAGUCAUGCAAAUCCUGAAUGAUGUUGCAUGUAUAUCUGACUGCCCUAGGAGGGCACAAUCCAGCACAGGACUGCUAACAAAGCUCCUCACUUGGGGGCAAUCCCAUUCAUCAUCACUGCACCUCGGUUCAGCUUCACUGAAGAGCGAGAAGGCUAUGUCAUUACUUCCUCACGACUACAACUUGCAUAUUGCAUACUUCAAUACUUUGGCGACACUGCAAUUGCUCUCCCAUGGCCAAGGAAGAGGCAAUGCGAACCUGGAACCAAGUACUGAAUCGGCCCGCCAGAUCGUGGAACUCCUGGUGCAACAUUCGAUUUAUUUUGGCCUUCUUAUCGUACCACCCACCUUUGAAACCUUUAUCAAGACAGCGUACGACGUUGUCCGCGAAGUUCACAGCAGUAUUGAAAACACUCAUAUCACACUCAACGACUGGAAGCGAAAUCUCGAUAGCUGCCUCGAUACGAUACAGCCGGCCUGGCCAAUCUUCGAGGCAUUCAAAAACUCAGCAUCAUAUCAAGCCCCAUCAGGUGGCCGACGUGAGAGUCAGGUAGCCUUUGAACUUAUAAGUGGCAUGAAUCACUCAGCAGAGACGCCUGUUACAGCCCCUACCCCUAAUAGCCUGGGGACCAGUCCAAGUCCACGGGUAUUCAGACCCCAGCCAGGAGCACCAAUGAAUAUUGCACCACAACAACCAAGGGUAAUAGCAUCACCAGCUGCGCGACGAGCUCAGUCUUUUGGACAAUCAUCCGCACCUCCUUUUACAAUGAAAAAACACCCAAGCCCCCGGUCACCCUUCAAUACCGGCAACCCCAUGGCCGCGGAGACACGGCCUAUAGACACUCAAGCGUCAAGGAUCAAAAAUUCAACAAACCUAGCCCAAACGCAGCCAGCCAACGCUCGGCACCCAGUAUCUAUGACUUCAGAAAUGGAAGUCGAUCCCAUGUUCCAAGAGUUCGCCACGCUUGAUGCCAUGGAAUGGUCCGGUAAUUGGGACCAAAGUCUCGUAAAUCUGGGCUUCACGGAUCAGAGCAACAUGAACAAAGAUUUCUACACUAUGAGCCGAGAACCCGACCCUCUCUUCCCGAAUAAUAUCUUCCAGCAGCUCGUGGCGAACUCUAAUACCGAGACCACGAACCCCCUAGACGGGUCUGUGUCUGGUAGGAUGAGAAUGGGUGGAUUCGGCGGGAUGGGGUUCGUUCAUGAGAAUGAAGGGAUCGCAGCUGGUCAGAUUCUACAGGCGCUGAGUGAGGCGGAGACGUCGAGGAGUUCCGGGGGUGGCAAUGGUUAGAAAAAAGACUGGUGAUGGUGGAGGAGACGUUUUAAAAUCUUUGUAUCUCGUAUCUUAUUUAUUAUUGCCCAUAUCGUCAUUAUCUACAAACCAAGCAACGAAAACGAAU
Molecule: messenger RNA, 3080 nt
Organism: Amorphotheca resinae ATCC 22711
Lineage: Eukaryota; Fungi; Ascomycota; Leotiomycetes; Helotiales; Amorphothecaceae
Exons: 3
Coding region: 218-2971 (917 amino acids)
Biological process (GO): DNA-templated transcription; positive regulation of transcription by RNA polymerase II
Molecular function (GO): DNA binding; zinc ion binding; DNA-binding transcription factor activity, RNA polymerase II-specific
Source: RefSeq, a predicted model, not a curated record